AUGCUGCGACACGAUCACAACCGCAUCGACCCCAAGCGGCGCAAUGUGCUCGACCACCGCAAGAGGCAGUUUGCCACGCCGCUGUACAAAGAUGCCGAGUACCCCCACCGCCUCAACUUUUACGCCGACGCGCCCACGGCCGACAUUACCCUCGAGCAGUUUGAGCAGUGGGCGAUUGACAGGCUGAGAGUCCUGGCCGAGCUGGAAGCAUGCUCGUUCCGCAACAGGUCGCCCGCCGAGACGGCGACGCACAUGAAGCCCAUUGUCGACAAGUACCUGCCCCUCGACACCAAUAGCUCUGCUUCCAGCAAGCUCUUCUCCCAGCGGCAAAAGGACCACUACAGCCACUUUAUCCUCCGCCUCGCCUUCUCGUCCACCGAGGACCUGCGUCGGCGGUUCACGCGUGUCGAGACGAUGCUCUUCCGGAUGCGCUUCAACAGCGACGACCUCGCCGAGCGGUCCGCGUUCGUCUCGAGCCUCGACCUCGACUGGUGGGAGGCUGUUACCGACGACGAGAGGGACGAGUUUGCGGCCGAGCUAGCAGCCAUGAUGGGCCCCAGGAAGGGCAACGCCGAGGACGACACGUGGUUCAAGGUGGACUGGGAGCGCGUGCCGGAGCUCGUGGAGCAGCGCCGCGUCUUCCUCAAGCGCGGCAAGGCGUUUGUGCCGGGCCGGGAACAGUCGAGCAUGGUUGUCGCCGAGUUUUCUACCCGGCUUGAGAAGCAGCUCGAGCUGACGGCGCGCGCCCUGCCCCGGCUCGAUGAGGACGACCGCCUCACGCCCAUUCUCAAUCACCUGUCCAAGAACUUCAUCACGCCCGACUCCGCCUACAUGUCCAACACGUCGGCGCCCAUCGGCGCGCAGAUCAGCGCCAGCAACAUCGACAACCUGUCGCAGCACUUCCCCGCGUGCAUGUCGCACCUGCACCGCACGCUGCGCGCCACGGGCCACCUCAAGCACUACGGGCGCCUGCAGUACACGCUCUUCCUCAAGGGCAUCGGGCUGACGCUCGAGGAGUCGCUGGUAUUCUGGCGCACCGGCAUGCGCUCCAAGACGGACGACGAGUUCAACAAGGAGUACCGCUACAACGUGCGGCACGCGUACGGCGACGUGGGCGGCGACGGGAACCGGCGUGGCGGCGGUUACAGCCCCUUCAGCUGCCAGAAGAUCCUCACGGAGCACCAGCCCGGCGCGGGCGAUGCGCACGGGUGCCCGUACCGGCACUUCAACGUGGAGAACCUGUCGACGCUGGUGCAGGCGAUGGGCGUGACGGACCAAUCGGUGCUGCGCGGCGUCCGCGAGGACAAGGAGGCCCAGAAGUUUCACAUGGCGUGCAACCGCGUCUUUGAGCACCUGCACAAGGCGGAGAUUAAGAAGGCCAAGGACGAGGGCGUCUUGACGGCGAACCAGCUCGAGACGAUUGUGCACCCCAACGAGUACUUCAAGCGGAGCUACCUGCUCAAGAACCUGGGCAAGGAGACGGAUGUUAAGAUGGAGGGAUGA
Purpureocillium lilacinum is the source of this 1503-nucleotide messenger RNA. RefSeq lists its product as uncharacterized. The record is from RefSeq and is a predicted model, not a curated record. Gene Ontology annotation, biological process: DNA replication, synthesis of primer; DNA replication initiation. NCBI's taxonomy places the organism in Eukaryota, Fungi, Ascomycota, Sordariomycetes, Hypocreales, Ophiocordycipitaceae. Gene Ontology annotation, cellular component: alpha DNA polymerase:primase complex.